GCUCACCCGCAGUCAGAGUUGAGAAAAGGUCAAGGCUAGCCAAGAUGGCGGCCUGGGCCGCUGUUGUUUUGUUAUUACUUUCUGGAAUAUCGGUGCAAUCUGAAUUGGAUUCUGAUAUACAUGGUGUCCUAUCUGCUAUCGACAAGCUUGUCAGUUAUUUCAAAGUCAACGUACAAAAUUUGAAUUUAGAUGGUUUGUUUGGACUGCGCGUUGUGGAAGGGCAAUUGCACUUGCUUGUGACAGAGUACAGCAAAGGUAAUCACAAACAUCUGUCUCCGAAUGUACUUGAGCAAAUUGUGAAGCUGAAGACACAGGCGGAGGAGAUCAGUGCAGUUGCUGUGGAGCCUGUGCGCAAUGAUGAUUCCAAGUACUUUGAUGAUUUCAAUGUUGUCAUUGCUUCUCCAUGGAAAAUAAUGAAGCCUCACAGAAAACUUGUCCCAUCUCUGCGUUGGGAGAUACCACAGUAUAAAGCUAAAGUCAAAGUGAAGUUAACGGAGGAGCUGAGUGACCGCUGCAUGACGGAGCUGAUGCAGUCCACAGAGCUGACCUGCAACAUCUCAGCAGAAUGUGCCAAAAUCAUGACCAUGCGAGGGCUCACAGGCUAUGGCGUCACUCAUCAGCUGCUGUGGUCAGCCUUAGGGGAGAAAAUGCCAAGUUGUCGGACAACCAUAGGCAAGCUGUUGGAGGAACGUGGCGUGCAGAAUGUAAGCCAGAUGCAGCUCGAGCUGUGCACCAAUAUCUUCUACGAGAUGGUGGCUGUGGUGCAGGUCCUGAUGCACGGGGAGGUGCACGAGAGUCACCAGGACCUGUUCCUUGAGCAGCAGUUUGUCUGUCCAAAUUUGGGAUUCUAUGAGUUCCUCAAAAAAGACUACUUAGGUCAAAUUUUGAAGUGGCAAUUCCCAUCUGGUUGUUUUGGAGAGUCGGAGGAGGAUGAGGAAGAAGAUGAUGAUGAAGAUGUUGAAGAGGGAGGUCUGGACCUGACAGCUUUGUUGGAGGGCUAUCAUGAGGGUGGAGAGAACCUGGUACCUCGUGUAGACGAUUCUGUGGUGAAGAAAAUGGCCAUUGAGCAAGGAAAAAUGAAUGUUCAUGGAUACAACAAAGAUAAUGUGUUAAGAACCAAUGUACAUACUGAUAAAAUAUCACAUUCAGAAAAUCCUGUUAAAUCUCAGUCCAAAGUGUUACAGCCUUAUCAAAAAUCUCAAGCACAACUUGCAAACUCUCAAGCGGCUGGGAACACGGCUAAGAGAAGCAAUGUUGAAGUCACCUCCCCUUUGCCUCAGUUGCCUUUCCUUUCUGAGAGUCUUCAUAAACCUCUCUUGUCCAAGGAUAGGAAGGUUGACAACAGACCACAGCAGGUGUUGGCUCACAAAACUGAAGAAGAAUCUCUCCAUAUUGUACAGAAGCGAGGACAGUUGAAUGAGAAAUCGUUACGAAGCGGAGGUGAUGCAUUGGCAGUUGCGAGGAAAGAGGGGAGUCCUGUGAGACAAGAAGAGACUCAGACUGGUAACACAGUACAGGUGGUGCGGGGUAAGAGACUUGGUGCGGAGGGGAAGUUGGGAACUGGAGGAUAUGGCAGAAAGGUUCGUCAUGGACCUGGAAGACGUCUGCUGGUAGAGAAAGAUAUGGGAGAUGGAUGUCUUUCCCACAAGACAGGCGUGGCAGCUGGUGCUCUGGUCAUGUAUCUUCGCUACCUCAUCGACCCGGGAGACAUCAAGUGGACUGGCCAGCAUGAGCUCUUCCUCUCCGACACCCGCAGUCUGCUCCAAGCACAAGAUCAGAUGCCCCCGGUAGACAACGGGGAGGAUGAUAUGGCCAACGAGGAAGAUGAGGAGACAGACGAAGAUGGAGAGGAAAAUGUGGAUCUGGUCAAUGACAACCGAAUGAUGUACAAUGCAGAUGAAGAGGGAGAGGAUGGGGAGUUAGAUGAGGAGGACGAGGAGGGUGAUGAGGAUGGGGAGGAUUACAACCCGGGGGAUUAUAAUGAUGAGAAGGUGAGAAAUGAUGGAGGAGAGGAUGAGGGGAUUCAGAAUGGGGCUGGUCCUGUGAUCCGCUUUGGGGCGAGUCUGAAAAGCGGCACAAUUGUGAUCAGCGAGGACAGUGAGAAGGACAGUGCGGACUACGCCAAUGCCAUCGGGAAACCUGGGGCUCCAAACCCAAACCGACAGGUGCAGCUCCCAGGCGCUGCCAUCAUUGAUGUGGAGGAGAAGGUAGCCGAUCAGGACCAGGAGGAGGAUCAUAACUACGAUGAUGAGGGCGAGAUGGAGAAAGGUAUUAUAAAGCGAAUGAGGCCACCCACCCCUCGCCCGCACCCUCCCAUCAGGGCUCGGCGGAAGCACUCGGGGCAGUCUCAUUCGCAGGUGUCGUUCUACGGGGCGGACGAUGACCUGAGCUUUUCACCCGAUCACCCAAACUACACAGUCAUUGUUCUGGUCUCUGUAGCUCCAUUCUGCAUCCUCUUUUUCUUUUUGUUCAAGUUCAUUCGCAAACGCAGGGUGCAUAUUCGUUACUACUUCUGACAGGCGUGUAUUAAAAUUGUGUUUGCGCUGACGUAUUUGCGUGGAAACAGAGUGUUGAUGAUUGUGUUGUGUUGCUGUCAAUCUGGAGAUUUGAAUGGCAGCAGAGGUUCUCUUAAAGUGCUCAAAUUCAGGGCUUCCUUACUGACUGAUUGCACUUUUACCUCUGUGCAUUUUUUGCUCUCUCCAGAACAGAGGGUACCUUAGAUGCAACUUCAUGUGUUCAUUUUGUUCAUUGUUAGGCAGUGGAUAUGUAUGUGAGAGAAUAGAGGGUCCUUUGGGAAGAACUUUUUUUUUAAGUUGGAGAAAGAAGAGUUGGGAUUGUGUGCUUUUGGGUGUUUGUGGUUGUGUUAAAGAUGUCAGGUGUAAAUGUGUUCUUGAGAGAAACAGACAGAUACGGAAGGCUAAUGUCUUUCUUUGAAUUAUUUGGAACAGAGAAAUGAAUGUGGGUCACAUGUUUGGUAUAGGUUGCUGUCAGAGUGGUCAUACAAGACUUAUCAUCUUUGCUUUUUUGUUCAGGGUGUAUCAGAAGUUACAUUGUCAGUAAGCUGUUUCACUGAUCUAAGCCAGAAAAGCAAAAUGUUCUCCGGAGAGAGAAAAAACUGUUUUAUUCUUUCAAAAAUUGUACCCAAAUUAUGUAUCUUUUCUUGCUCUGUUCAGCAUUUUGAAUUUGAAUUUCGACAAAAUGUUUCUGAUGGAGCAGAUACAAAAGAUUAAGAAUCUGCAAUUUUUUUUUAAAUUUCAAAAUACUUGGCUUAGUACAUUUGAACAGCUGGCUGACGAUAUGAAUUAUAUUAUGUUUGUCUGUGUGUGUGCUUGUGGAGUUAUAUGCCAUUUGUAGUGCUUGUCAUAUAAAUGUUAUGUGGGGGUAGAGAGUGUUGAAAUACUGAUCCCCUUUCCAAUUGUAAUUGUAUUUCAUUCUCCCCUCUAUCUGCUACUUGUGUGAUGUGAGUGGGGAGUAGGUACGUCUUACUUCUUUGCUCUCCCCCCCCCCCCUGGUUUCUGUUUGUCUAUCUUUCUUUUGCCUGCCAUUUAUUAUUUAAUGGCCACUAUGGUGUUGCUGUGCUUCUCUUUCACUCAAGCAAACAAGUGACAUCUGUUUGUGAAUAAUAUGUAAUCUUUUGUGGGUGUUUUGUAUUUUGCCGUGUUCUGGCGGGUAAUAGAAGAUGAAUAGAUGUGGCCUCCAAUAUGACAUAUCACAAGUUGUGUACUGUUUAGCUCCCUGUGACAGUGAAAUGAGUCAAUUUUUUUUUGGUAUGUGGCCUCAAAUAGCUUCAAGGACAUUUGUAAUGGACUGCCGUCAAAACAUGCUUUAUAUCAUGCUGGAAAAGGUCUCCUGGUGUCAUAUGUACAACUACACAUACAUAUAUAGCUAUUUUUUAUGUGCAAUACUUAUGCGGCUAUAUGGUUUACAAGUCUGUUUGUGUCAUUUCAUCUGUGGAGAAAUUUUUUAUAAUGAAAAGUCUAUUUUAAGUUUCAGUGCCACAUACUCGCUAAUAUAUAAAUGUAUGUAUCUGUCUGGCACUGUUAGUGGUGUUCUAUACAGUCACGGGUCAAUGAAAAAAAACGUGUUUUUUUUAAAGAUAGUUCAUACCUUUUGUCCAGGAUGGUGAGAAAUGUAAAAUUCUUCCUUAUACGCUGAUCGUUUUUGUAUUACCUUUUUUUUCAAUUAUACGCAGGCAGGAUUUUUCCUUUUCAGUUGAGCCGCGCUUCGAGAAACCCUGUCAUAGUGAAAUGUCCUAGAUCCUCUCAUGAUACUUUGACAUAUAUGUAUAAUGUAUAUAUUAAAUCUGUCCAAAAUGGAUACUGCGUUAAAAGCUUAAUUCCUCAAAACAAAUCUACUCUUUCUAUACCACAGUCAACUGGACAAAUUGUUUACUAAUGGAAUCUAUCAGACCAGUUUAUGAAGGAGUGGGGGCUCCUCAGAUGGGGAAGAAAGCUAGCGUUUCCGCCCUCCAAUGCGAUCUGAGCCGUCGUCUGGUCCAGUCAAAGGGAGACUGCAUGUACUUCUUGACAUUAUGAUCCUGUUACAUUUUUUUCAAUGGCAUUUUAUGAUGCAGACAUAUAAGACAGACAGAAAACAAUGUAAAAAAGACAGAACAAUGGAAAGAACUAUGUAUGGGGAUGGGUGUGGCAACAAAUUCGAGAACAAGUGAAGCAUGCAUGUUGUGAUGAUUUAAUAUUGUUUGGCAUUAGUAAAUGCCGCUAAAACUGGUAUGAUAAGAAAUGUUCAUUGAAUGUUGACCUUGUCUAGUGACACUCACCCCAUCUUUCACUUGUCCAUCCCUCACCCAUCCCGUCCACACCUCACCCGAGCCCAAACCGGUAACAUUGUCUGAGACAGAAACCUGUCAAAGAUAGAAUUUUUUACUCACUCCUUUGCAACUCUGCUGAAAAUAGGUUUCUCUGUAGCCUACAUGUUUACUUUGUCGCCGUUUAUUGUUGAUUUGUUUCUUUGUGAUUAUCAAAGGUUUAGUAAAGUAGAAUGACUCAAAUUUUUAGAAUGUUUCAGUGAAAUUUUUAGGAGUUUAGGAUUCAGAGAGAUGAAGACACAGGGAUCCAGGUAAAUGGUUCAGCAGAAUAUAUUUAUCCCGCUGUAGUAAUUACCUUUUGAUUAAAUUGAUUUAUGAUUAUUUAAUGGUUUUUGACAGUGACAGUAGGCUACUCGGAUGAUUGUGAAACUGUUUCUCAAACUUGAGGAGAGCAAACAUGCUUUAUUUUUAUAUCAAUUUAGCACUUUAUAGCAGGAUGACUGGUGAUGAAAUCCAGCAUUAUUUUUGUGUUGACAUUUUGUGCACCUCCUCGUCAGAUGAGACUUCAUGUUUGCUUUUCUAACAUCUGAUUGUGAUUUUUAUUCCCCACAAUCAUUAUGGCAGAGUAUUAUUUAAACAAUAUAUUUGUUUACUGUGUUCAUAAUGUGAUUAGAUAUUUUAUAACAAAGCGUUCAAAGUAACAUAUUUUAUUGAUAAUUCAGAUGUUGAACUAAA
This is a messenger RNA of Aplysia californica (California sea hare), 5500 nucleotides long. RefSeq lists its product as uncharacterized. NCBI's taxonomy places the organism in Eukaryota, Metazoa, Mollusca, Gastropoda, Aplysiida, Aplysiidae. The record is from RefSeq and is a predicted model, not a curated record. Gene Ontology annotation, cellular component: cytosol; membrane. The transcript has 6 exons. Bases 45 to 2516 code for a protein of 823 amino acids.